Molecule: messenger RNA, 1548 nt
Organism: Rosa rugosa (rugosa rose)
Lineage: Eukaryota; Viridiplantae; Streptophyta; Magnoliopsida; Rosales; Rosaceae
Product: F-box/FBD/LRR-repeat protein At1g13570-like
Exons: 4
Coding region: 1-1548 (515 amino acids)
Molecular function (GO): protein binding
Source: RefSeq, a predicted model, not a curated record
AUGGACAGAAUAAGCAACUUACCAGUUGAUGUUACACACAGAAUUUUGUGUAAGCUGUCCAUCAAGGAGGCAGUGAGGACAACUGUUUUAUCAAGAAACUGGAAGCACAAUUGCGAUAUGCUCCCACAUCUUGUGUUUGAUGAUCGGUGUUGCGUCUCAGAUCAAAAUGGUAAAAUAACCAAGAGGAAGAGAAAAACAAAAUUCUGUCACAUUGUUGAUCAAGUUUUUUCACUUCAAGAAAAUAAUACCUCCAUAGUCACCUUCAAGCUUUCUCAUCAAAAUAAGCAUGUCAACUCUUGGCAUAUAGAUAGAUGGAUUCGUCAUUUGUCGAGAACCUCUGUCAGAAAGGUCAUACUGGAACAAUGGGAGGGAUCUCUCUACAAUGUCUCUUCAAGACUGUUUUCGUGUCAAGAUUUAGAAUAUUUAGAGUUAAACGGUUGUUUUAUCAAAAUCCCGUCCUCGUUUGAAGGGUUUGGGAAAUUGAAGAGCCUUAAUAUUCAAAAGUCUACCAUUGACAAAGGUGCUCUCAAAAAUUUGAUUUGCUGCUGUCCUCUGCUUGCGAACCUGAUUCUAUAUGAAUGUAAGGGUAUCGCCCAUCUCAACAUUGAUGCACCAAAUCUCAAAUACCUUGAUGUCGAAGGUGCUUUCGAGGAUCUUAAUAUUGAGAAUUCCUUGAAUCUUGUGUAUGUUGCAAUAAACCAACUACAAGCUUCUGGGAGUUGUAGCAACUUGCUAAAAUAUUUCAUUCAACUGAGUCAUCUCAAAAAGCUCAAAAUUCAAGGUUGUUUUCUACAGUGUGCUGUUGACUCCUUGCAAGAGGAGCUGCCGAAACCAUAUCUUUGUUUGAAGUCUCUUUGUUUGAGCAUACGCUUGACUAAUUUGGAGGAGAUUUUAGCAGCUAUACGCCUUCUAAGAAGUUCACCUGCCCUACAAGAUCUAGAACUUUCGGUUCGCCAAGGAGAUGGGACUGCGUUUGCUCCUGGAGGAACAACCUAUUGGUUAAAUGACAACCAGAACUGGGACGAAUUCAGCCAACUGAAGACGCUGAAAGUAACCAGCUUCUCUGUUGGUGCCAGAAAUGAAGUAGAUUUCAUUAAAUUUCUGCUCGUAAGCUCUCCUGCUCUUCGACAACUAGAAAUUCAGAUCGAUCACCUUGAUCUUGUGCAGGCUCGGAAACAUGAUCCAGCGGUGGGAAAAUCGAAGUCGUUGUUAGAUGACUUCCAGAACUGCUCAUUCACCCAACUGCGAGUUGUGAAAUUAACCGGCAUUUCAGGUGUCCAAUCUGAAGUAGGUCUCAUCACAUUUCUGCUUCGGUAUUCACCUGUGCUUGAGAAGAUGACUGUCCGGCCUGCUUCUGUCAGUAGUUCUUCGGAGCGUGAGCUAUUUAAAAAGUUGCUUCAGCUUAGGCGCACCUCGGUGAAAGCAGAGAUAGAAUACUUGGACCCAUUAAAGCAUGUGCAACGUAAGAUGGAUUCCAAAUCCGAAUCUGAAACCUCCUCCGAAUCUGACUCGGACUCAGACUCAGACUCAGACUCAGACUCAGAUUGA